Galendromus occidentalis (western predatory mite) is the source of this 660-nucleotide messenger RNA. RefSeq names its product glycine-rich cell wall structural protein 1.8-like. Lineage: Eukaryota; Metazoa; Arthropoda; Arachnida; Mesostigmata; Phytoseiidae. The record is from RefSeq and is a predicted model, not a curated record. The coding region runs from base 1 to 660 and encodes 219 amino acids. The transcript is spliced from 2 exons.
AUGCCGGAUACACACACAACCGGCAGCGGUAGAGAUGCUGCGAGCGCCCACACCUGGGCUCUCGUCGAUGAUUCGCGUCUCGAGCACUCGCCACAGCAGACUCCGGUACAGCACAAAAAAAAAGCAACAAUGAAUCCCCUCGUUUCUGUGGUCCUCUUGGCCACGGCAACGGCCGUCUUCGGAGGUUUCUCUGGUGGAGGUGGUGGUUACGGAGGCGGUGGAGGUGGAGGUGGUUGGCAACAGGGUGGAGGCGGCGGCGGCGGCGGUGGUUGGCAACAAGGUGGUGGUGGUGGCGGUGGUCACGGAGGCGGUGGAGGUGGCGAACAGAAAAUCCUCAUCAUCAAGGGUGGUGGUGGCGGAGGAGGUCACGGAGGUGGAGGGUCCCUAACGGUAGCGGGACCCACCCACGUCAUCAAGACCGUCCACCAAGUCCGAACCAUCGAUCAAGGAGGACAGAUCCUCUCUAAGUCCGGAGGAGGAGGCGGCGGCCAACAGGCUAAGGUUCUCAUCGCCAAGGUCGCCGGAACCGCUCAAAUUCAGCAGGGAGGACACGGAGGAGGCGGUGGCGGUGGAGGCGGAUGGCAGCAGGGAGGAGGAGGUGGCGGAGGAGGAGGUGGAUGGCAACAAGGUGGAGGAGGAGGAGGUGGCGGAGGAUGGUAA